This is a messenger RNA of Bursaphelenchus okinawaensis, 5243 nucleotides long. The record is from the annotation of a GenBank genome assembly. Lineage: Eukaryota; Metazoa; Nematoda; Chromadorea; Rhabditida; Aphelenchoididae.
AUGUCAGUGCUGACAGAAUUAGAGCUCUCAAACGACAAACUUUUACCUCAGCGCUGUGUCAACUGUAACAGUAACGAUGACAUGGAUGAUAUACCCAAAGUAGAAGUUACUGGGUGGCGAUUGGUGUUGUUGGCCUUUGAAAGAUUUGUGAAGUUGACCAUCAUGAUGUUCGGAGUGUUCUUGGGCGUGAAAGGAACGUUGAGAGCUGUUGUUAAUGGAGUAGGUGUUUUAACCAUACAUUUAGUGUGGCGCUAUAUCAUGAUUACUAUGUAGAUUUCUUUCUUUGUUACUAAAAACAAUAAAUCUCAAAAAAAGGGAAUUGACAUGUACUUAGGUACAUAUUACUUUUUUCAUUAUGAUUUCACGCUACGGCCAAUUAGUAUUAUAUGUAUAAGACGUUUACAAUGUUGUUUUAUAGUAGUUACAGGUGUUAUAGCAUAACAGAGAAGUAAUUUUACGUUAGAUGUCUACUAAAAACCAUAAAGUAUUGACAAAAUAACAAGAUAUAAAGGCGAAUAAUAGGAAGUAAAAUUGAAAUUUGUUGCUGUAUAAUAUGACAAAACAGAAAGUAACUAUUAUAAUGAUUUUUAUGGUUACUAUGAUACAUGAUUUACCAUAGGAAAUGAUAUAUGAACUAGUACGCAUACAAAGAUCUGAAAAAUAUGCUUUGAUCAUGAACAUUACCAAUCAAAUUACAGAAUGAACUAAACACCAUCUUGGCCAUCUUCAGCACUCUCAGCCCGUUAUACUUGACCUCAGCUUACAUUUACACAAAGAUACGAUCGCUAAAAGACUGGAGUGCCAUUACCAUUAGGAUUCACAUAUAUACACGUAGGUUUUACCAAAGUUUUAUACUUACUUUGCAAGUAUAUAACCUUUUACCAGUAUAUCCUUCAUCGUAUAUUCUUUUUCAUAUUUGAAGUCUGAUAGUGUACAUAUCAAUACUAAUUAUCACCUUUAUGUCUAUGUUUAUAUCCUCAUACUGUAUCUUGUUUACUUUCGUGCAAUUAAUUACAAAAUUGUAGUAGGAUUACAACGAAAUUAAUUAGAAGAUACGUGAGAAAAUUAAAAAAAUAUUUCUAUAUAUUUUUUAAAACUGUAAAUAGUUGUAAAAUUGCACGAUACUUACAACUAUUUGUUUAUCAUAACAUCACAAUUGGAACAUUUUUUGACAUUUUAAAAUUAUAUUAACCACAAACUAGAUACAGUUUGUAUUUGAUUUUGGCGCUCCCUUAUUUAAAGCACCCAUCCAACCUAUUUGACACACCCAAGUUUCGUUCUUAUUAUACACACCCAAAUUUGAAUAAUCCACAAAAUCUAAAAAUUGCUUUUUGCAAUUGUGAUUUCUUUUCAUUUUGAAAAUUAACUCUGUUCCCGUGCGGUAGCGCGGAUAUGGAAAAAACGUCUUGGAGAGCUCACUCCUGUUUAAGUUGACGAUCGUCAAGACUGGCCAACCAAAAGUGGACAAUCGUGGAUCAUCGGUUAUGUAGCACAAAAUGGGAAUGCAAAAGCAUCGGUAAUCUCGGUAAGUCUUUCGAUUCAGACAAUUUCUUUAGUUUCCGUCCAAGUUGAACCACAACAGCCAGUUUCAACCUACCAACCCCUGAGAUGACACCUCCAACCUCAUAGAUGACACCCCCACCUCAUACAUGACACCCCCACCUCUUAGAUGACACCCCCACUUCUUAGAUGACACCCCCACCUCACAGAUAACACCCCCACCUCUUAGAUGACACCCCCAUCUCUUACAUGACACCCCCACCUCUUAGAUGACACCCCCACCUCUUAGAUGACACCCCCACCUCUUAGAUGACACCCCCAUCUCUUACAUGACACCCCCACCUCUUAGAUGACACCCCCACCUCACAGAUAACACCCCCACCUCUUAGAUGACAUCCCACCUCUUAGAUGACACCCCCACCUCUUAGAUGACACCCCCACCUCACAGAUAACACCCCCACCUCUUAGAUGACACCCCCACCUCACAGAUAACACCCCCACCUCUUAAAUGACACCCCCACCCCUUAGAUGACACCCCCAUCUCUUAGAUGACACCCCCAUCUCUUAGAUGACACCCCCACCUCUUAGAUGACACCCCCACCUCACAGAUAACACCCCCACCUCUUAGAUGACACCCCCAUCUCUUACAUGACACCCCCACCUCUUAGAUGACACCCCCACCUCUUAGAUGACACCCCCACCUCUUAGAUGACACCCCCACCUCACAGAUAACACCCCCACCUCUUAGAUGACACCCCCACCUCUUAGAUGACACCCCCACCUCUUAGAUGACACCCCCACCUCACAGAUAACACCCCCACCUCUUAGAUGACACCCCCACCUCUUAGAUGACACCCCCGCCUCUUAGAUGACACCCCCACCUCUUAGAUGACACCCCCACCUCUUAGAUGACACCCCCACCUCUUAGAUGACACCCCCACCUCUUAGAUGACACCCCCACCUCACAGAUAACACCCCCAUCUCUUAGAUGACACCCCCACCUCUUAGAUGACACCCCCACCUCACAGAUAACACCCCCAUCUCUUAGAUGACACCCCCACCUCACAGAUAACACCCCCACCUCUUAGAUGACACCCCCACCUCUUAGAUGACACCCCCGCCUCUUAGAUGACACCCCCACCUCUUAGAUGACACCCCCACCUCUUAGAUGACACCCCCACCUCACAGAUAACACCCCCACCUCUUAGAUGACACCCCCACCUCUUAGAUGACACCCCCACCUCUUAGAUGACACCCCCACCUCUUAGAUGACACCCCCACCUCACAGAUAACACCCCCAUCUCUUAGAUGACACCCCCACCUCACAGAUAACACCCCCAUCUCUUAGAUGACACCCCCACCUCACAGAUAACACCCCCACCUCUUAGAUGACACCCCCACCUCUUAGAUGACACCCCCGCCUCUUAGAUGACACCCCCACCUCUUAGAUGACACCCCCACCUCUUAGAUGACACCCCCACCUCACAGAUAACACCCCCACCUCUUAGAUGACACCCCCACCUCUUAGAUGACACCCCCACCUCUUAGAUGACACCCCCACCUCUUAGAUGACACCCCCACCUCACAGAUAACACCCCCAUCUCUUAGAUGACACCCCCACCCCUUAGAUGACACCCCCACCUCUUAGAUGACACCCCCACCUCUUAGAUGACACCCCCACCUCACAGAUAACACCCCCAUCUCUUAGAUGACACCCCCCCCCCUUAGAUGACACCCCCACCUCUUAGAUAACACCCCCACCUCACAGAUAACACCCCCUCCUCUUAGAUGACACCCCCACCUCACAGAUGACACCCCCACCUCACAGAUAACACCCCCAUCUCUUAGAUGACACCCCCACCCCUUAGAUGACACCCCCACCUCUUAGAUAACACCCCCACCUCACAGAUAACACCCCCUCCUCUUAGAUGACACCCCCACCUCACAGAUAACACCCCCAUCUCUUAGAUGACACCCCCACCCCUUAGAUGACACCCCCACCUCUUAGAUAACACCCCCACCUCACAGAUAACACCCCCUCCUCUUAGAUGACACCCCCACCUCACAGAUGACACCCCCACCUCACAGAUAACACCCCCACCUCUUAGAUGACACACCCACCUCUUAAAUGACACCCCCACCCCUUAGAUGACACCCCCACUUCUUAGAUGACACCCCCACCUCACAGAUAACACCCCCACCUCUUAGAUGACACCCCCACCUCUUAGAUGACACCCCCACCUCUUAGAUGACACCCCCAUCUCUUAGAUGACACACCCACCUCUUAAAUGACACCCCCAUCUCUUAGAUGACACCCCCACCUCACAGAUAACACCCCCUCCUCUUAGAUGACAUCCCCACCUCACAGAUGACACCCCCACCUCACAGAUAACACCCCCACCUCUUAGAUGACACACCCACCUCUUAAAUGACACCCCCACCCCUUAGAUGACACCCCCACCUCUAAGAUGACACCCCCACCUCACAGAUAACACCCCCACCUCUUAGAUGACACCCCCACCUCUUAGAUGACACCCCCACCUCUUAGAUGACACCCCCACCUCUUAGAUGACACCCCCACCUCUUAGAUGACACCCCCACCUCUUAGAUGACACCCUCACCUCUUAGAUGACACCCCCACCUCACAGAUAACACCCCCACCUCUUAGAUGACACCCCCACCUUUUAAAUGACACACCCACCUCUUAGAUGACACCCCCACCCCUUAGAUGACACCCCCACCUUUUAGAUGACACACCCACCUCUUAGAUGACACCCCCACCCCUUAGAUGACACCCCCUCCUCUUAGAUGACACCCCCACCUCACAGAUAACACCCCCACCUCUUAGAUGACACCCCCAUCUCUUAGAUGACACCCCCACCUCUUAGAUGACACCCCCACCUCACAGAUAACACCCCCACCUUUUAGAUGACACACCCACCUCUUAGAUGACACCCCCACCCCUUAGAUGACACCCCCAUCUCUUAGAUGACACCCCCACCUUUUAGAUGACACACCCACCUCUUAGAUGACACACCCACCUCUUAAAUGACACCCCCACCUUUUAUAAUAAUUGACACAUCCAACUUUCAGAUGGCUCACCAGCCUCAUAGAUGACACACCAACUUCAUAGAUGAUACUCCAACUUCUUCGAUGGCAAACGAAGCUCCCGAAAAGCUGAUGAAAUCUUAAUUGGACGAGUCCAUUUUGCGUUACAACAACCGAACUUCGCUUCUGGACUCAUUUUACAAUGGAAUUUGUAAAUUUAUAAAUUUGAACAAAUGGGUGCUUGAAAUAGGUGGUGGGUGUGUUCUCUCAGAGAGCCCCUUGAUUUUUAGUGAUACAAGAGCCAAAAUGCUACAAACGUCAGUUCUAUAAACUUUUUGAUCAAAGUAAUCCAUAUUUAAAUGAAACUUAAUCUAAAAAAAAUAUUUUUAAAUCCUUCCUCUCACAACUCAUUUUCAGAUGUGUUUCUAGCCUUCUUUGCCAUCUUUGCAGCAUCGUGUACCAUGCUGAUAUGCAUCAUGUUAGAACUAAAUGGCCUUGACUCCUCUGAAUAUUGGGAAGCCACAUUCUGGAUGGUCCACGCCUUCUUCUGGGAGACCAUAACAUGGAUUACACUCCGGAAAUACAUAUUACAAUUGUGCAGUAAGAAGAUACGAUUAUGUCGUGUGGAAACCAUCGAUUCUGAAUUCAGCACAGAGAUCGAACAUCUAACUCAACAUGACGACAUGAUCGUUUAA